AUGGAGAAGCACGGUUUGAAAGGGAGAGGAGAGAAGAGAGAAUGGGAGGAGGAGAUCGUUGCGGUGGAGUCCAACAAGAGGCAGAAGAAGGUCCCCGCCCUCGCCAGGUUUGAUUUCUCCCUCGUUCUCCCCUGUUUCUCUAGUAAAUUAUCUCCUUCUUCUCUCUUCUUGGCCGGAUUUUGAUGGGUUAGAACUCUUGUUCUCUCUCCUGCCCUACACAGUGUGAUCGUAGAAGCUAUGAAGCUGGAUAGCCUCCAGAGGUUCUGCUCCACCCUGGAGCCUCUUCUCCGCCGGAUUGUAAGUCGCUCUAAACCUCCACCGAAACCCACCCCUCUCUCUCUCAUCUCUCUCUCUCUCUAUAUAUCUAUCUAUCUAUCUCUCUUAUAUGAGUUAUUGGACCCUCUUUUCUCAGUGUAGAGAGAGAGAGAGAGAGAGACUCAAUCCGCGCCGUUCUUGAUGAGGAAAAAUACUAUUUUGACGAACUAAAUUCCAAAUUUCCUCUUCUUCUUUCUUUUAAGUGGAGUAUUUAUUUCUUCUCCAUCUGAAUCGAAUCGAGUCAUACGCGUGCUCUCUCAUUCAAGUGCGCAUUUCCGUGGAUGAACAGGUCAGCGAAGAGGUGGAGCGCGCUAUUGCAAAGAUAGGCGCUGCAAAGCUCACAUCAAGGUCCGGUGCCCUCUCUCUCUCUCUCUCUCUCUCUCUCUCUCUCUCUCUCUCUCUCUCUCUCUAUUUAUCUUAUAUUAUGUCAAUAUUAUAUAAAGAAGGGUUUUUUAUUGUGCCUAUAAAAAAAUUAAACGAUGGAUAAUUUUCUGUAUGUUUUGAUGUUCCGUACGGGUCUCGAUGAAUUAUUUUGGUUUUUAUUAUUCGGAGUAUUUGUUGCUUGUCAGAAUCUAUUGAGAUUACCAAUUCACAUUGUGAUUAUAUAAUAUCAAUAAACCCCCAUUAGACCGAUUUUAAAUUGCUCUAAAAGAUUGGGCCUCGAGAGGUUGAUAUUCAUCGGUUUUUUAUUAUUUGGGGUAUUUAUUUUCGGAUCGCAUUUUUUUAACGAAUAAUUAAUCGAUUUUUUUUUGGAAAACUGAGGGAAAUUAGAGAUUCUAUCACACCCAUUUUGCCAGAUGUUCUACGCAAAAAGCAUCCAGAAAUGGAAAAUUAUCCGAUAAACUUCCUAAAAUGGUUAGAUAUUCAUCGAAAGGCAUUAUGAAAUGGUCGAUUUUCCGAGAAAAAUGCCCCUGAAAAACGAAGUUUCGCUGUAUUUAUUCAAUCAGUAGGAGAAAUUGUUUAAAUGAAUUAGCUGAUUUUAUCUGACUGACCUGAAAAAUAAUUCGAUUUUUAUAAGGAAAUGUAGACGAUUGCUUCAAACCCAUUUGCUUGAAUGGUUAGAUUUCCUAUAAAAGUACCCGCAGAGCUGAAAAAGGUCAACCCAUUUGCAAAAUGUCACCAUUUUACUUGAAAAAAUAUGCUAAAAAUGCCCGUUGACAAAAGUUUCCGAUUCUCGUCUAAUAAAUUCAGAUGAUUGCGACAAGAAAAAACGCCGAUCUCGCCAAACCCAAUGCACAAACAUUUCAAUCUUUCUCUCGAAAACAAAUAUUCAUCCUAGUUCCUACUUCUGAUGAUAUCCUACGAGUCUCCCGUUCUCACCCGGCUUCCUCGAUCAGUCUGCAUCAGUAGGGAUGAAUGUACUCUCUCUCUCUCUCUCUCUCUGUGCUCAUUGGGGCCAUGAUGAUCCAUGCAGAUCUUCGCCGGCGAGAAUCGAAGGUUCCGGCGCGAGGAACCUCCGUCUGCGCUUCUCCUCGAGGAUGCCUCGCCACCUCUUCACGGGGGGGAAGGUGGAGGGAGACCAGGGCCUGGCCAUCCACGUGGUCCUCCAGGACGCCGAUACCGGCGCAGUCGUCUCCACGGGGCCGGAGUCAACGGCGAAGCUCACCGUCGUCGUCCUCCAGGGGGACUUCACCGGGGAGGACGACGAGAACUGGACGGCGGAGCACUUCGAGAGCUUCGAAGUGAAGGAGAGGGAAGGAAAACGGCCGCUCCUCACCGGCGAGUUGCAGGUGGCCUUGAAAGCCGGCGUCGGAACCCUAGGAGAGUUCACCUUCACCGAUAACUCGAGCUGGAUCAAGAGCAGGAAGUUCCGGCUCGGGGCCAAAGUCGCCGGCGGCGGCGUUCGGAUCCGGGAGGCCACGUCCGAGGCCUUCGCCGUGAAGGAUCACAGAGGAGCGUGUAAGUUAAUGGCGGGAGUGAUCGUCAUUCUGUCGUUUAUUGGGAGUUUGGAGCUCUAAUUGAUCUGUAAAUAUGAUCGCAGUGUACAAGAAGCACUACCCGCCGGCUCUGCACGACGAAGUGUGGAGGCUGAACAAGAUUGCCAAGGACGGCGCGCUUCACAAGAAGCUGAUCGACGCCCGGAUUUACACCGUUGAGGACUUCCUCCGUCUUCUCGUCAGGGAUUCCCACAAGCUGAGGACUGUAAGCACCUCCCUCUCUCUCUCUCUCUCUCUCUCUCUCUCUCUCCCUCCCUCCUCACCAAAAGCUCCGGCUGUGAAGCAGAUCCUGGGCAGCGGGAUGUCGCAGAAGAUGUGGGAGAACAUGGUGGAGCACGCCAAGACCUGCGUCCUCAGCGGCAAGCACUACGUCUACUACGCCGACGGCUCUGGCUGCCCCGGCGUCGUCUUCAACCACAUCUGCGAGCUCCAGGGCCUCAUCACCGGCGGCCAGUUCCUCCCCAUCGACUCCCUCACCGACGCCCAGAAGGUCUCCGUUGACCACCUCGUCAAACGGGCCUACGACAACUGGCACCUCGUCGUCGAGUACGACGGCCACGUCCUCGUCAACUCCAUCAACCCCCCCAACACCACCCAGAGGUCAAUGUUCAGCCCUCCCGGGGGGGAGGACCCCUUCCUGUACGGGGCCGCCGGCGGCGCCUCCCCCUCGCAGGCCGCGGGGCUGGCUCUUGCGCCGCCGCAGACGGCGGCGCAAGGCUAUGGCGAGGAAUAUGAGGACUUCAUCUCGGAGGAGGAGAUUCGGAUGAGGACCUCGGAGAUACUCGACAACGACGAUGUGCAGAACCUGUUGAGCUCCUUUACCAUGGAAGACGGUGGGUAUCAUUCCUACGAGGACGAAUCCGUGGAAGAGGCGCAGGAAGAGGGGGGAGAAGGAGGAGGAGGAGGAGGAGUGAUAGGGAGGAAGGGCAGCGGCAGGAGGGUGUUGGGGUGGCUCAAGCUCAAGGCGGCCUUCAGAUGGGUGAUCUUCGUCAGGAAGACGGCCGCCGCCAAGAGAGCUCGCCUCGAGGAGCUAGACUGA
This is a messenger RNA of Spirodela intermedia, 3291 nucleotides long. Lineage: Eukaryota; Viridiplantae; Streptophyta; Magnoliopsida; Alismatales; Araceae. The record is from the annotation of a GenBank genome assembly.